Ceraceosorus guamensis is the source of this 3234-nucleotide messenger RNA. RefSeq lists its product as hypothetical. Bases 1 to 3234 code for a protein of 1077 amino acids. Lineage: Eukaryota; Fungi; Basidiomycota; Exobasidiomycetes; Ceraceosorales; Ceraceosoraceae. The transcript is spliced from 7 exons. The record is from RefSeq and is a predicted model, not a curated record.
AUGGCAUCAGAUCAGCGAGGGCUGCUGGCUCUGAUGGAAAGCAUGACUGGCGUCGAUGCUUUUGGUGCAGAUUCCUCUCGGGAACCGCAUUCUGUGCCCCAACUUCCUUCAGCAUCUUUCGGCCCUACUUCUAACGGUCCAGAUGCGAAGUUCAAGGAGCUCCUGACACCUAGAACUAGCAGCUCACUGCCAGGAGCCAUGCCUGGCCACGAGCACGAUCAUCAUCCACCUACAGACCAGGCACCCAUAGAUGCGGAUUGGCACGAAGUCGCAGCGGCCCUUCCUGACAGCGAGCCUUACUUGCUAAGCAGAGCCGUCGGUGCAGAGUGGGAGACGGCUCGCACUCCCUCUCAUGCUCUCAAUCCCAUCGAGGCUGGAGAAUUCAGUCCACCCUCUCCAGGCUGGUCCACCAUCGACAAUCAUCGACGAAAAGAGCCUGAAGCGCGAGCUUUUUCUCUACACCCUUCACCGCUACUUCUGCCUGCCGCUCAGACAAGUUCGUCCUUCCCUACACAGCGCUCGGGGACCGAGGCUAGGCCACCGAGUGAGCCAGCUGGUGAUCGUCAAGCGAGUCCACCGCCUUACGCUUCGUCUGAGCUCUUCGCUCAAGAUCAGGCGGCGCCUGGAUCUCAGAAGAUUUCGAUGCAGAACGUCAGCACAAGAGCGCCUGUGGAGCACGCCAUACCAGCCAACGUCAUUUUAAGAAACAGCCCAACAGCUGCUCUUGAUGCACCGCCAGAGGCCGUUUCACACUCCAAUGGUCUGCAAGAAAGACAUGCCCGGGAAGGCAACGACUCCGCGGACGCAUCGAUAAAACAUCUCCCUCACACACAGAUCGAUGCGAAACAAGUCACGCACGCAGCGAACAUGGCAAUGGGAGCCGCCGUCUCGCGCGCUGUCAGUGGAGGCGCAAGCCGUCAAGCGUACGUCGAAGAAGCAGCACCCUCUGACAAGUCUGAGGGUGAAGCACAACAGCGCAUCCGUCCCAGCGGACCUCGCGAACCAGCUCGCGCGGCUCUUGCCACACCGUCCCAGGUUACAGUGCCUACUGGUAAGGUCAUCGACGCCACCGAAGCUUCUGCCUCUGCGCCUUCGCCGCUAGUCCAUGUGCCAAACCCAGCUCCCUUCCCCGCACCCGCACCCGCACCCGGGAAUCUUUCAAAUAUUGUCCCAAUGUCCAGAGUUGGAGAGCCUCUGUCAAUACGCCGCCUAAGUAUGCCCAUUACCGAUCCAAUUGGUACGCCUGCGCCAUCCACGCUACCCGCACGUAUUCCGCCUUCGACAGCCUACCCCUCCUCCUUCGAUGGCUCAUCGAGCCGCUCGGCAGACUUCAAGAAUGUGCCUCGUCCCGAAGGCAUGACUGAGGCGGAAUUUGAGCGAAUCAAGGCUGAUGCUGAGUUGGAAGCAAGACGCGUUCUGGAAGAAUACGUGAGGACUCGCUCAGAUAUUUCAACGACUUUGAGCGAGUUUGAAUCUACCACUGGACCUGAACCUGGCAUUGCACGCCAGCUGCCAGAAUCCAUCCUACCACCUGCGAUGCAGUCAGGCAUUUUUGGCGACGCUGCGGCGGCAGACACGCACUUGCCUGCCAUUGGGCAUGGUCUGCUUCAUGAGCCGGCGGGGCUUCCGAAUUCUGUGCCGCUCCGCGAUGAUGGCGGUCCCGACAUGGGAGGAUGGGACCCAUCCCUUCCGUGGCCAGUCCCUCCGACGCAUCACCCAGAAGCAAUCGCACAUCCCGGUGCGACCGUGCCCGCGCCUUCGUGGGCCAGGAAUGUCACAUCACACGACCUUGUGCCCCUAGCCUACAAGCAUCAGGCACACGCAGCGCCUCCGCACCUUGGGCCCAAUGAGUGGCCCCAAGCAGGAGACAGCGUUCUGCACGGACCUUGGGGCCCGCCAGCAGAAGUAGCUCCCGCCUUGAAUGCUGACCAUCAGCCAUACGAGUCGCACCAGUUGCACCAAUCAGAGACUCAUAGAUCUCCAGCUGUUCAGCCAUCUUCAGCAUUUCCCCCUCGCAUCGAAGACAUCGCGACCGCAGCUUCUUCUCCGCGCGAGCCUCCCCUGGGGGUACGUUUUCCCCCCAGCGAUGCUGGUUUGACGCAAAUGUAUCCUGCGGCGGUGCCGCUCUCGUCUGAGGGUACUUCGCAAGGCAUGCCUGCGCAGUCGAGGUCCGAACCGAGCGUUCAAGAGUCUGUGAAUAGCCUCAGUGCGGCCAGCGUACCGGCUCCAGCGACGGUUCAGCCCCCAGCCCACGUCCUUGUCCCGAGCAGAUCGACUCUUGAGCUCUUUGCUAUGCAAGGCGGCGGGAAUUUACCCUCCGGCUGGAGUGUCGAAUUUGACGCGGUACAUCAAGCAUUCUACUUUGUCAAUCUUUCGACGACACCGCCAACCAGCACAUGGCAUGACCCACGGGAUGGUAGCGCUUGGGCACUGAUGCAAGAGUAUGGUUACAUGCCUUCAGACUCAACUGCCUGGGCCACGCAACCGCCAUCGGGAUGGUCGCAGAUGAAUUGGCGGGAUCACCUCAUUGCAAGCUCCAUGGCGCGUCGAUUUGAGAUGUACGAGCACAGCCAGAGCGGUCGGCGAGGUCACAAAGGGGUCGUGGCCAGCGAGCUGGACCGCGAACACGCAGCUGCUAGGCGCGCACAAGAAAUAUUUAGAGCUGCGAGGCGAGCGCCACUGAAGUUGAUCGAGGCUGCAAAGAGGGAUGAUCCGAUGGCGGUCAUGAGGGCCGAGACUGAGCUGGCGCGAGUAGCGGGGGCUCGAGAUAGGUUGAGGGAAGAUGACGCUAUGCGAGCAGCAGCUGUGCCGAUCGAGGUUGGGACAUUUGGGGACGACCAAGACAAGAUGCGCAACCCUUGGCUAUCGCGCAUCUACGACGCUGAUGCCGAAGCGGGCCUCAACGUGGGCUACAAGCCUCCGCGUACAAAGUCUCCUCGAUCCUUCUCGCUCGACUGGAAGUUUCGCGCCUCGGUCAGACCGAGGGAUAUGAUGAGGAAUUUGCCCUCGAAGGGUUCAAACACGCCUACCCCAUACGGUCUGCCUGAAGCCGUCUUCUCCAUGGAUAUGGCAAUUCGUGCCUCGCACUCGACCGAAGCCUUGGAAGGGGUCUACCUCGGAGACGCCCCUUCGUAUGGGGCACCACCGAUGCCCUUUCCGCUUUCGGCAUCGCAAAUGAGAGCCGUCUCGGCACCUCAACCAUUUGGACCGCCGUACUUCCCUCCAGCGAUGUGA